AUGACUGCUGCAGCAAAGGCAUGGCAUGGACUGCCGUUCUGGCACGGACGGCUGGGGAGUGGAGAGGUCUGGCCUGCGCCGGCACUGGUGGCCCAAGAGGCCAACGAGGCGCGGCCGGGCUUUAGCAGCUGCUCUGCGGACGAGUACGAGGAUUUGCCUGAGGUCUUGGCAGCCAAGGCCAAGGUGGUUGCUGACCUGUUGAGGAGGAGCCGUUACACGGUGGCCUAUACGGGUGCAGGCAUUUCCACUGCAGCUGGCAUCAAGGACUACGCUUCAAAAGCUCAAAGCAGCAAGGUGAAGCGCCUGGUGACCCACGAGAGUCCGGAGGAGGGGCUAGAGGCGGAGCCCACGACAAGCCACAGAUUCUUCGUGGCCCUCUGGCGGAAGAAGCUCCUCCACCACUGGGUGCAGCAGAAUCACGAUGGCCUACCCCAGAAGGCCGGAUAUCCUCAGCAUGCCUUGAAUGAGAUCCAUGGCUCAUGGUUCGAUCCCUCCAACCCUGUGGUCCACUUCCGCGCCGAGCUGCGCUCCUCCAACUUCGGCUGGCUCCUCGACGCGGAGCUCCGUGCGGAGCUGGUCCUGGCCGUGGGGACCUCGCUGUGCGACACGCCCUCCACAGCGGAUCGUUUGGUAGUGUCAGCCGCAGAACAUGCCCACAGCCUUGGUGCAGUGGUGGUGAGCCUUCAGCGUACACGCCUCGAUCGCCAUGUGCAGCUGAGGGUCUUUGCCGAAGCCGACCACUUCUUCCAGCUCGUCGCCCAGGAACUGGAGAUCCACCUGUGUGAACCAGAGAUUUGUGACGCACCUGCACAGAUUGUGCUCCCCGACUUGGUCUACCUGGCCGCGGGACCCUCCGCUGGGCGGGCCCUGCGCUGGCGACGCAAAGGCUCUAUGCUGGAGUUGGAUGGGGGGCAUCUUAUGGGUGCUUGGUGGCUGAGCUGCCAGGCACAUCCAUGCCCUUUCCCCUUGGCCAACACCAUGAGUCGGCCGAUGCGUGCGCGGCGGGUCAUUGAUGCUGCACGUUUGGUGGAGGCCCCCUUCCUCACCGGCCCACCGGCCGCCUUCCUCAGCGGCCGCUGGCGGGGCGAUGCGCUGCGGCUCGCGGGGCGCGAGGCGCACCCCAGCGCCGAGGCGGAGCGGGCGCAGGACCUCUGUUGGGUUCUUGUAGUGCAAGGGGAAGAGCUUGCAGGCGUCGGCUUCACCACCUGGCCCGCGGCGCACGUGCUGUGCGGCGCCGCCGGGCGGACGUGGCAUCGCCUCGUGGGGCGCGUGGCGGAAGGUGGCACCUUUCAGCUGGAGCUCACCUGGGAAGACGUGGUGGCCUCGCGCCGCCCCUCAGAGCCGCUGAGUGAGCAGCAACGCUGCGGCGGAAGAUUGUGCUGCCAGAUCAAUGGCCGUGUUUGGUGGGAUGACCGACAUGGGCAAUUCCUUUUGGCCGGGCUCUGGCAGGACGAGGAAGGCGUCUCUGGUGCCUUGCUGAUGUCGCAAGAGCCCAACGCCUGCGCUGGACGAUGGGAGGGCAGUUCCAAGCGCUACGUCUUGGCGGUGGACCCCGCGCAAAAGCCUGAAGCCUUCGGCAUGGUCCUUGGUAACAGUGCUGAUGGCCAGUUGAUUCGCGGCUUUUGCGAGGAUGGCAAGGUGAUCCUGCAGCAAAACGAUGCCGAUGGAUCGGUGCAACGGCAAACGUUUCAGCUUCGGCUCCAUGAUGCUGGUGCUUGGCUCGUUGAGAGUAGUGGUGCUACCGUGCAGCAGAUGCAGCCCUAUCAGGAAGUGAAGGAGCUGAAGGAGAUCUUGGGCUGUUACACUCAGUCUUCGGGAGCCCAGUUGCAGCUGAUUGAAGAGGAGGGGAAGGUGAAGCUUCAGAAGGGUGAUCAAGUUCUGGAACCUCCUGGACACCUCGAGCACGGUUGCUUGCGCCGGGGAGCACAGGUAGCACCGCUUUCAGGAGGUACUGGAAGGCUCGAAAGAAGGCGGCACGAGAAGUGCGGCAGAAGAAGCUUCGUGGCAUAUGAGCUGCCGAGAACGCGGAGGGAGGUGCAGGCCGCAUCCGCUGAGUACAAGCGCUCGCACUGCCAGAGGCCAUUCUGCGAUGGCCUUAGGUCCGAGUGCUGGCGCGUUUGCGGCCAUAUCUGGAGCAAGAGGAGAGACUGCUCGGACCUCCGAGUCGGAGGAUGUGCCCUGCCUUCGCAGAGUGAGCAGUACCCAGCUGGAGGUGCGCCACAGCAGGGUGGUUGGCUCGUGCUUCUGGAGCCUCGAGUCUCCUUGUUGGCCUCGGCCACGAACCGCUCCCGGCGGCGGACCAUUGGCGGCUUGGUGGAUGGGCACACCGUGACGGAGGCUUACUUUGCCGGCCGUAGUGAGCCAGAAAAGGAGGGCCAGGAGCCCAGCUCCGGCAGCUCCGAGGAAGCCCACUUUGCCUACUUCCAGCGUUUCAAGACGGAGGGUCCUGCAAAAGUCUUUCAAGAUCUUCCUCCAGAAGAGCAGCGCAAUUACUGCGAGGUCUCCUCGAUGGAACUCACGGCCUUUCAGAACUUUAAGUCUUGGCGACAAGAGAACGAAGACUCUGAUUCGGGCUCGGAUGAGUCCGCCUUCGACCGCUUGUCCGGCGAAGAGAAGCAAAGCUUUGUCGAUGCGGCCGAUGCCGCGCUGGAUGCAGAGGAAGAUCCAGAUGCGGCGCCCGCGGAGGAGGCACCCCACGAGGCGCCGCCACAAGCGGCUGGACCAUCAGAGGCAGAGAGAGCCGCGGCCGUCACCUUGACGAGGAUUUUGAGUGAUGCCGCCCAUCCUCGCAGCUUCGUGGAAUGUGAGGACCAUCCACGUCAGCCGGAGAGUGAGGCCAGUCAGGCAGAGGAUGUCGGAUCUGACCAGGUUGAGGAGAGCCCUGAGGUCAGCAGUGAGAAGGGGCCAGAUACAACGCUUGAAGAUGGAAAUGAAGUCCAAGCGGCGGCGGUGAGUGAAAAGUCCGUCAGGAAGAGGAAGAGAGUGGCCACCAGCUCCAGUUCUCAGUCAAGCUUCCGCAGCGACGACGGGAGGACCACGAGGACCACGAGGACCACGAGGACGAGGGCGAAGGAACCGCCACGAGCGGAGGUGCCACGGCGGAAGGUCACCAAGGGCCCUCCAGUGCGAAGGACCAGUGCUAAGGCAAAGCCAGACAGCAGCUGUGAGACCUUUCAAACUGUGCAGCCCGCCUGCUCCGGAUGCGACUGUCCUGCCCCGAUGAAUGUCCCUGAUGGAGAUUGGUAUUGUGACCUUUGUACCGAGCAGCAACUCCGGCGCUCGCGCUUCCCCUUGCGCCCCGGAGACCGCUGCUGGGCGCCCCGCUGGCGGCGCGACGCGCUAGGCCGGCUGCGGGCCAUCAGGUGGCCUGCGGUGCUGCAGCGAAUCGACAUCGGACAGAUGAAGGCCAAUGCUGCAGAUUGCCAUCUACUCUUCUUGGGUGACGACCAGGAAGAAAUCUGGUGUGCAUCCACCACCGUGCUCCAGUGGCAUGAGCACCACGGCCAUGCUUCAAAUCCUGCCCUUGCAACAGCAGUGCGCCAGGCGAAGGAGCUGGAGAACCUCAGGACACCAGAUCGCAAGCAGGAGAAGAUCCCCUCUGCGAGGACGAGGACUCCGAAGACACCGAUCCAGACGCCUCCCAAGAUGCGGUUGUCGACCGCGGAGAUGGAUGUGGAUGUCGACAAGGAAGUGGCUGUGAUCAAGGCCUUGCUCGAAGAAGCCACAACCCGUCAGAUGCGCCUGGAGAAGCUGACCACACCCGUGAAAGCUCCAAGGGGUAAGGCGAAGGUGGAAACAUGGUCGUCGUUAUCCGAGAACAGACGAGGUGGCUUCGAGUCGCGAACCUUUAGCUUUGACCAGGUCUAUGAUUCUGGCGCCACAGAUGACCAGGUCUUUGCUGGGCUGGAGGAGGAGCUCCGUGCCGCUUUGGAUGGCGAGGCGGUUUGUAUCCUGGCAUAUGGUGCCACAGGGAGUGGUAAGACCCACACGGUGAGCAACCUUGCAGAGCGGGUGGCCUUGACGCUGAGCUGCGAGGCCGAAAUUCUUGAGAAAGAUGGUGUUCAGCUGGAAGUCCUUGUCCAAGUGGUCGAAAUCUACAACGAGCACUUCCGGGAUUUGCUCACGGCAGAGGUGUCUCCAGAGACUCCCAGGUUGAAGAUGUCCUCACCGUCCAGCAGUGCCACAUUGCAGGGCGCCACCCAGCGGCGCAUCACCCGGGAGAAGGACAUGCUGAAGAGUCUCCAGUCGGCGCUCCGCUUCGGCCAAGCACAGCGCGCGACCUGUUCCACCUUGGUGCAUGGACGCUCCUCGAGAUCACACCUGGUGAUGAUGAUGUACUUCUUCACCUGCGAUGACUUAGGCCGCUCCCGUGAACAACGGGGGCGACUGAGCUUGGUGGACUUGGCCGGUAGCGAGCGCAUCAAGUGCUCCGAGGCCACGGGGGACCGUCUGCGAGAGGCUCAACACAUCAACCGCUCCCUGAGCGCUUUGGCCGACGUGGUGGUGGCCAAGGAGAAGGGGGUGCCGCAUGUACCGUAUCGGAACUCCAAGCUGACUCACUUGCUUCAGGACGCCUUGGGUGGCCAACAGAAGAGUCGCACCGUGAUCAUCAUUGCGUUACCACCCACGAGGUCGGCCUUGGGAGAGACAUUACACUCCUUGCAGCUGAGCUCUCGCUUGAACUCCAUUGCGGCCCAGCGAAUCUUCUUGCCAGAGCAGCCUUCAGAGGACGACGCAUGUUUGGCCUUUGCUCGUCAAGAGGCCGAGCGCCUUCGCUUGGAGAAUGCUCGGAUGCGCAGCCAGCUGGAGCAGUUGGAGGAGCACGACCAGGCCCGAGAGUUGGAGCUGCGGGAGUUGCGGGAACAGAUCCAGGCAUGUGUCCAUUCGCAGGUUCGUCCGGGGAUCCAGCAAGUUCAAUGUGGAAGUGCUGAAAAGUGGAGGUCAACGUCACCUCCAAGUCCAGUCCUAGAGGCUGAUUCCUCGGCGGAGAUGAGCCGGGAGAUUGCAGAGCAGGCGACUGUCUUCCUCUUCAGUGGCUUCGAUGGGAUAGGGAUUGACGAUCACCGGGUGUUCGGUCAACCGCGAGAGCUGAUUGCAAAAGACUUUGAAUUGCCCACUUUUGUUGAGGAAAAAGGAUAA
This is a messenger RNA of Durusdinium trenchii, 5139 nucleotides long. The record is from the annotation of a GenBank genome assembly. Lineage: Eukaryota; Dinophyceae; Suessiales; Symbiodiniaceae.